CUUUUCAGAAAACCAAAGUAAACGAUGCGUAAUUCGAUUUUAUGCAUCAGUUUAAUAAUCGUCGCUUUAAAUUUUUGCGCCGGUGAAGAGAAACGAGCUCCGACCGGAUUCACCGCUUUGCGGGGCAAAAAAAAUCCAACCGAAUAUGUGCUCGAUGAUGUUGCGGCGAAUUAUAAGAAACUUUUUGAUUCGAAGACAUCGGACGCCGAAAAUUGGGCGCCUUCCUUAUUAUGGUUUGAUCUCCCUUAUUACAAAAGGGUUCCUUCUGGUUUCUUCGGAUUACGCGGAAAAAAAUACUUCGAUUUGCCCCUUGAGGAAACAAAUAAGCGCAUCCCAACCGGUUUCUUCGGAAUGAGAGGAAAGAGAUACUUCGACGAUGAAGAUUUGGAUGAAUCAUACAACAAAAGGAUUCCAUCUGGAUUUUGGGGAAUGAGAGGGAAACGAUUUUAUAAUUUGAUUUUUGAUGAUAUACAAAGAGCUCCUGAUAGUAGAUUUUUUGGGAUUAGAGGAAAACGCCAACCGAACACAAAGAGCUUUUUUGGGAUGAGAGGAAAGAAAUACGAUGUUAGAGGAAAAUUCGUUGGGGUUCGAGGAAAAAAAUCGAUGGAAAAUUUAGUUCCGGAUCUUUUCGACGAUGAUUCUUCAUCAAGAUACGACGAUCUCGAUUUGAAUCAAUUGAUGUAUAUCUUGUCGCAAUACGAAAGAAAUUAAUUCGAUUAUUACAAAAUUUCUUUUUUAAUUUACAAUAACGGGACUUUUUCUAUUUUUGGCUGGGUGGAAAAAGUCGCAAUAAUAAUAAAAUAAACUUGUUAUUAUCUCUGUGUAACUUACAUAUCAUGUGUGAAGGUAAUAAUAAAUAAUUUAAAAAAAAUAAAGAUGUGAUGAAAAAUAUAAAAAAUCAGAUU
Molecule: messenger RNA, 905 nt
Organism: Onthophagus taurus
Lineage: Eukaryota; Metazoa; Arthropoda; Insecta; Coleoptera; Scarabaeidae
Source: RefSeq, a predicted model, not a curated record